Molecule: messenger RNA, 393 nt
Organism: Clunio marinus
Lineage: Eukaryota; Metazoa; Arthropoda; Insecta; Diptera; Chironomidae
Source: the annotation of a GenBank genome assembly
AUGUGUAGAAAAAGGGCUUCGCAACCGUACACAAAAGCAAGUACCUGCUUUUUCCAUUUCGGAAUGUUUUUGUUUUUUCCAAAUGUCGAUGUCUUUUCAACAGUACACAAACUAAUUAAAAGUAAUAUCAAUUUUCUGUGCAUUUCUUAUUCCGUUUGUGUUUGUUUUGAUGGAGUCUCAAUGGAUCGUUUACGAGAGUUUAUCAAUGUAAUUCAACACGCUGCUUGGAGAAGACUACUAAGCGCGUGUCGUUUUGGUGUAAAAAGUUUGAGGCGAACAGAAAGCAAAGAGAAAUGUUGUGGAAGGCGAAGAGUGGGGAAAGAGAAGAACAGAACAUGUGAUAAAUUUCAUGUUCCCCAAGUUUGCAUUCUUAUGAAAAAUGCUGCAUUUUGA